Molecule: messenger RNA, 1086 nt
Organism: Rhopilema esculentum
Lineage: Eukaryota; Metazoa; Cnidaria; Scyphozoa; Rhizostomeae; Rhizostomatidae
Source: RefSeq, a predicted model, not a curated record
AACACAGGGUCACAGAAGAGGUCGGGUGACUCACAAAAAGUGCAGCACAAGAAGGGAAUGUGUAGUGCUAGGUUAUUAACUCCAAAGCUUCGACUGUACUGUGGUUUGUUGUUCUCGCUCAUUUGAAUAUUGAUUAACCUUUGAAGUUCUUUAUAAAAGAGCAACAUGUUGAAGUGGCUUUCUCAAGAUGACAAGAGGAAGAAAGACCCAGAGGUGUUCGACUCUGUCGUGGAUGGUCUGAAACGCCUCUACAAGACUAAACUCUUGCCCCUGGAAGACUACUAUCGUUUUCACGAAUUUCACUCCCCAAUCCUCGAAGAUUCUGACUUUGGUGCAAAGCCGAUGGUUUUAUUGGUCGGGCAGUAUUCUACUGGAAAGACAACAUUCAUAAGAUAUCUACUUGAAAGAGAGUUCCCAGGAAUGAGAGUAGGCCCCGAACCCACGACAGACAGUUUCACUGCUGUCAUGUAUGGGGCACAUGAAAGGAUAAUACCUGGAAAUGCCCUUGUUGUUGACCAAAAAAAGCAGUUCAGGACUCUAGGAAACUUUGGAAAUGCCUUUUUGAACCGCUUUAGCUGCUCUGAGUUAGCGAGUUCUGUGCUAGAAACUUUGACCCUAGUUGACACGCCUGGUAUCCUAGCAGGAGAAAAACAGUCCAUUAGCCGUGGUUAUGACUUCACCGGGGUUUUGGAAUGGUUUGCAGAAAGGGUGGACCGAAUUAUCCUUCUCUUUGAUGCCCACAAACUGGACAUAUCAGACGAGUUUCAACGCAGUAUCCAGGCACUUCAUGGUUACGAUGAUAAAAUCCGGAUUGUUUUAAACAAAGCAGAUAUGAUUACUACCCAGCAGCUAAUGCGAGUCUAUGGAGCUCUGAUGUGGUCUCUAGGAAAAGUAAUAAAGACGCCAGAAGUUACCCGAGUGUACAUUGGUUCAUUCUGGGAUCAGCCUCUCUCAAUUGAUGACAAUAGAAAACUGUUUGAAGCAGAGGAAAAUGAUCUUUUCAAUGACUUACAAAGUCUACCUCGAAAUGUUGCCUUAAGAAAAUUGAAUGAUCUCAUUAAAAGGGCAAGACUUGCAAAGGUAUGA